GGGUCUCAGUUCUUGGCUUUCGCCUAUUUCUUCAAUUCAAUUCAUUUGGGACACGAUACAGACUUUCUCCGCUAUAUGUUCUCUGGAUUUUGGCGCACACUUUUUCUAUCUACCAGUCACUCGAUCACUACGACCACCACCGUUGACGGCGGCGACACCACCGCUGGCGACAUGAUUUGAAGGUGAGGGAGAAGACUGGUUGGGGAGAUGGGGGCGACGCUCUCGAACUUGACCGAAUCGAACGGUUCCGCCGGCGGGCCGGGCCUAGGCGACAUACCGGAGAGCUGCGUGGCGUGCGUUUUCCUCUACCUGACGCCGCCGGAGAUCUGCAACCUCGCCCGCCUCAAUCGUGCGUUCCGCGGGGCCGCUUCGGCCGACUCCGUCUGGGAAGGCAAGCUGCCCCCUAACUACAGGGAUCUGCUCGACUUGUUGCCUCCCGAGAGGCACCAGAAUCUCUCCAAGAAGGACAUCUUUGCCCUCCUCUCUCGACCCGUCCCUUUCGACGAUGGCAACAAGGCAUUAUGGUUGGAUAGGGUUACAGGAAGGGUUUGCAUGUCAAUUUCUGCAAGGGGAAUGGCGAUUACUGGCAUUGAAGAUAGAAGAUACUGGAAUUGGAUUCCGACUGAAGAAUCUAGGUUCCAUUCAGUGGCCUAUCUACUGCAAAUAUGGUGGUUUGAAGUAGAUGGGGUGGUAAAGUUUCCUUUUCCUGCUGAUAUAUAUACCCUGUCAUUUAGGAUUCAUCUUGGAAAAUUUUCAAAGAGGCUUGGGAGGCGAGUUGGCAACUUUGAGCACACCCAUGGUUGGGAUAUAAGGCCUGUACGGUUUGAAUUUUCAACUUCAGAUGGACAGCAAGCAUCAAUUGAGUCAUGUUUAGAUGAGACUGAACAAGAUGAAGCAAAUGGCAACCACAAGCGUGGGUGCUGGAUAGAGUACAAGGUAGGCGAGUUUGUUGUCACAGAGUCGGAUCCUGCUACUGAAGUGAGAUUCUCAAUGAAACAGAUCGACUGCACCCAUUCCAAAGGUGGUCUUUGUGUAGAUUCUGUAUCCAUUGUCCCAAGUAAUCUGAAACAGCGAAGAAGAGGGGUUUUGAAAUAAUCAUUGGGACAUGUCUAGAAUUGUUGGUAGUCCCUGAAAGUUUUAGUUGGGAUUUUAUCAUACAUUUGAAAGCUCAUGAUGUUGUGGAGAAUUUCAUGUUUGUGUCCUCUCUGUAAUCUACACAAUUUCGACCCAGUUUUGCUUUAUGUUAGUAUACCAUUUGAAGCAGAUGCUAGUGACUUUGUUUCUGUUAUCAGUUACCUUUUGCCAGUCAAUUUCAGGUCAUCACCAUUUGUGUAUUAUAAUUGAGAUGUGAAUGAGGGACGGUUCCUUCCUACUUGUCAAGACCAGUGCCAUAUUCAUUAUUUCAUUUAUGUUCUUCGCCCCUUUUUCAGCCUGCA
Molecule: messenger RNA, 1436 nt
Organism: Diospyros lotus (date-plum)
Lineage: Eukaryota; Viridiplantae; Streptophyta; Magnoliopsida; Ericales; Ebenaceae
Product: F-box protein PP2-A15
Exons: 3
Coding region: 208-1095 (295 amino acids)
Molecular function (GO): protein binding
Source: RefSeq, a predicted model, not a curated record